GUCGCGACUAUAGACGUCACAUGAUCAUCGAGUCACAUGACUUUUCUUUUGGCGAAAAUGACAGCAGCCGCUACAGCAUCUAUUGUGUAUUCAUUUACUGUUUUUAUUGUUUUAUUCAAUGUUUAUGUCGAUAGCCAGGAUACUGAUGCACAGUUAUGUAAAAUGUGUCAAGGGACUGUACGGCAAGAUAGUCCUGUCUGGGAUUUUUGCCAAACAAAAGGCCAUAUUAGAGGACGCUGCUGUUUUGGAAAUGAAACCAGCGAUGUAGAUGCCAUUAUAGGGUUGGACUUGGCGAACUGCUCCAUCAGUCGUGUAGAGCACCUGUACAAUUCAUCCACAGCUUUCAUCAUCGAUCUCUCCAACAACCCGAUCUCCAAUCUGAGCGAUUUCAUAUUUCAGGGUUUCAGCAAUCUUAGCCAACUUUUACUACCCUUAAAACUGGAGUGUCCAGGGGGCAAUGCAUCAUGGGAGAAGGUUGAAGUGAAAAACAAUGCCAGAAUCUGCGAAGGACAGAAAAAUAUUUGCAAUCAGACUGCGCAGAUGUCCUGGGAUUGCCCUGAAAACUCAUUCUGCAGCCCAUACGGACCAGGGUUCUUCGAGUGUAGUUGUCUACAUGAUUUCUAUGGAUACAAGUGCAUGAGACAGGGGGAGUUUCCUGUAUUUAAGGUGCUUGGGAUACUAACCGGAUCGACAGUUGUGGGUUCAUCUUUACUCUGGUUCACACAAAGACGAAAGGCCAAGAACAUUUGACUUCUAAAGAAAACUGACUGUUGGACUGACAGUGGAGCCACAAAGUGCAUCAAGCUUAUUGAAAAUGUUGCAGUGCACCAACCAGCUUCAUACACUGGACGAUUAACCAUCUGCUGAACAUUGGGAUUUCUUUUUUAUUUUUUUUUUAUUUGCCCAAAGCAGGUUUGCAUGACAAUUUUUUCAUGGAAACUUUUGUAGUUUGUGUGCGCUUCACUUUCUUUUGAACCUCAUUGCCCUUAAAUGUUUUUACUUAUACAUUUUACAAUAGCUUUCAUGAAUACUGACACAUUUUCACAGCCUUGACAAAGCUGGUUUGUAAAGAGAAAACUGACCAUAGACUGACCUCGCUGACUGUGUUUGGAGGUCAGAUGUUUUAAAAGCACCGAGAUAUUUUAGCAAUGAUUAUUAAGGGCAAAUAUUUUGUGUAGUUAUAUUUUAAAGAUGAAGUGUUUUCUGAAAGAAUUAUAGGUUAAAAAGAGGGGAAAUGGAUGUCAUAGGACUUAUUUUUUGUGAAAAAUAUAGAUUGUUACUGUCACUUGCUGUUUACAGAUUGCUGUUUACAUUUCAUAACUGACAACUCUUCAACUGUAUGUUUUUCUUCUUGGCAGUGUAAGAGUGUAAAAGAGAAUCUGUUUGAUCUGCUAAUAUGAGAUAUAUAGACGGACACACUAUCAGUAGAAUACUGACAUAAAUUACAUUGUGAGUUUUUGCCAAGAAUGUAGUAUUGUGUUAUGAAAUUCAGCAUGUACCUUGGCAACUAAAAUAAAGAUGUUACAAUAUCACAAAGAAA
Molecule: messenger RNA, 1540 nt
Organism: Carassius gibelio (silver crucian carp)
Lineage: Eukaryota; Metazoa; Chordata; Actinopteri; Cypriniformes; Cyprinidae
Product: all-trans retinoic acid-induced differentiation factor-like
Exons: 7
Coding region: 37-750 (237 amino acids)
Biological process (GO): positive regulation of osteoblast differentiation
Cellular component (GO): intracellular membrane-bounded organelle
Source: RefSeq, a predicted model, not a curated record